Corylus avellana is the source of this 2178-nucleotide messenger RNA. It is a transcript of the gene SAY1, whose product is annotated as Ubiquitin-like superfamily protein. The record is from RefSeq and is a predicted model, not a curated record. Gene Ontology annotation, molecular function: ubiquitin binding. Lineage: Eukaryota; Viridiplantae; Streptophyta; Magnoliopsida; Fagales; Betulaceae.
CUAAAUCAUUUUACUCCCAAACUAUAUAUAAAAAAAGCCCCUCUUUAUAUUGUUCCACACAAAUAUCUCUCUUUCUUCCCCUCCCAGAAACCAAAGAAAAAAGAAAAAGAAAUAAGAAACUGUGAAAAUCUGAGUCCCCUAAAAUUUCUUCAAUGGCGAGGCCUAAUCAGGAAGCUAUCGAGACCUUUAUGAACAUCACCGGCGCGUCGGAGCCGGUCGCCGUGCAAGAACUCGAGGCGCAUGGCGGCAAUCUCAAUGAAGCUGUGAAUGCACAUUUUAGUGAAGGAGAUAGAAGAAACACAUCAGCAAACAUGCAUGAGACGUCUGUAGCUGUUCCACAAGAUGAUUUAAUGGAUAUUGAUCAAGUUGAACCACGGGGACCUCCUUCAUCACUUCUAUCUGCAGCUGGAAUUAUGAAUCCAUUUUCUAUUCUUGAUCCAAACUUCCGUAGAAGUUUUUUGGAUGGUAGUUCUAAUCUUACUAACCGUGAUCCCUUUGUGACACAUCCAAGAGAAGUUAGGGAGAUUCCCAUAGAGGUAAAGGAUGGCAAUCAGCCAUCUGGUCAUUCUGGACAUGCUCCUGCUAUUGAGGAUGUCACUGGAACUGUGGAUGCACGUGGUCCAGAUAUUCAUGGGACUGUUUUAAUUGAUGAUGAAGAUGAUGAGGAUAUUUCAGCUGCCUCAACUGCACAGGCUAGACUGCGGGAUGGAGGACAUGAUCAUAUUUUGGGUGAUGGUUCUCAUGGCCGAAAUGUUGGACCCAAUGCUCCUGAAUUUGAGAGUUUGCCAGACUAUAGCAAUGACAUAGAAGAAGAAAUGGUUCGAGCUGCCAUUGAGGCUUCAAGAAGGGAGGUCGAGGCUGCACAAAAUGACUUAGCUGACCCAGAGCCUCUGCCAAGGCAAUCUCACUUGGAAGAUCCUGAACUUGCACAUGCAGUUUCAUUGUCCCUGAAGACAGCAGAGCAAGAGAAAGCAUUGCGUGCGCAAGGGGAAAGUGCUGGGGCAUCAAAGGUAGGAGUUGAGCCAGCCGAGGUGGAGCUACAAGAAUUAGCUGCAUCAAAUGGGAGGUUGGAGCCGGGAAGCUCAUCCAUCCAAGAGGAAGCUGAAGAUGUGGAGGAGCAGCCUCUUGUCAGGCAUAGGUCCCGACGUAUGUCUUCUGGAUCUCUGGACUCUGCCAAAGGUGUUGAAGUUGUUGAGGCUAGUAGCCCACCAUCAAGUCCUGGACGGCAUAAUAUUGGUAAUCAUCCACAGCACAGUGAAAAUGCCUUCCCUGAUGAGUGGGGAGGGAUUUCUUCUGAGGAGCAUGAUGAAGCAGUCAUGCUGGAGGCUGCUAUGUUUGGUGGAAUUCCUGAAGGAACUGGAUAUCGUUUUGCAUAUGCACCUCAUCAGUUCAUGCAACCUGAGGGCCAUUAUCCCCAGCGAAUGCCUCGCCCGCCAUCACCCUCCCUGGCUGCUCAACGCAUGAUACGGGAACAACAGGAUGAUGAAUAUCUUGCGUCUUUGCAAGCUGACAGAGAAAAAGAAUUGAAGGCCAUUGAGGAGGCUGAAGCUCAGCGUUUACAAGUGGAAGCAGCUAGAGAAGCUGCUCGUGAAGAAGAGAGACGAAGAGAGGAAGAAUCUCGUAGAAAAUUGGAGGAAGAGCAGGAAUUGGAGAGACAAUUAGCUGCAAAAGAAGCUUCCCUGCCUCAGGAACCAGCAUCGGAUGAUGAAAAUGCUGUAACCCUUCUAGUACGGAUGCCAGAUGGUAGCCGCCAUGGGCGCCGGUUUCUCAAGUCGGACAAGCUGCAGCAUCUUUUUGAUUUCAUAGAUAUUGGUAGACGUGUCAAACCUGGCAGUUACCGAUUGGUGAGGCCAUACCCAAGGCGUGCUUUCAGUGAUGGGGAGAGUGGUUUGACGCUGAACGAACUUGGGCUGACGAGCAAACAAGAAGCUUUGUUUUUGGAGUCGAUUUAGUGAACAUACUCCGAUACUCUAGAAAAUUAGUCACUUGAAUGUUCUACUCUAUUAAAAUAUGGGGUUUCACUUCGGUUUGUGGAGUUUGGGGAGAUACGUGAAGUUCAAGGAGAUGAUCACAAUUAUUCCUGACCUUGCUGGGCAGAAGAACAAUCAUUUAUCAGUAUAUUUGUUUUCUCAUUAAUUGUUCAUGGGUAAUGUGGUGACUGAUCAUGUUAACUUGUUA